Colletotrichum navitas is the source of this 4524-nucleotide messenger RNA. Its product is annotated as multidrug resistance-like protein. The coding region runs from base 1 to 4524 and encodes 1507 amino acids. The transcript has 13 exons. Gene Ontology annotation, biological process: transmembrane transport. Gene Ontology annotation, cellular component: membrane. Lineage: Eukaryota; Fungi; Ascomycota; Sordariomycetes; Glomerellales; Glomerellaceae. The record is from RefSeq and is a predicted model, not a curated record. Gene Ontology annotation, molecular function: ABC-type transporter activity; ATP hydrolysis activity; ATP binding.
AUGAACGUCUCAUCCUCCAUCGGAUGCUCCCCGACAGCCGACGACGCCUUCGGCCCCAUCGUGCAGGACUGCCGCGACGGGUUCGACUUUACCCUGACCUUUGAACAAUGCCUUUUCACAAUCCUCCCUGCUUCCCUCCUCUUGCUUGUCGCACCUCUGCGCCUCCGCCACCUCAGCAAGCUCCCCCGUGCCGUGGCCGACGAUGCCCUCCGACUAACCAAGCAGGCUGCCAUCGGCAUCCUCGCUGUGCUACAGCUUGUGCUCGUAGCGCUGUGGGCAACUCACCGUGGUGCGGGACGCCUGCGCACCGUCUCCGUCGCCGCGUCCUGCGCCUCAUUUGCCGCCACCGUCAUGUUUGGUGGUCUCUCGUACAUAGAACACGCGAAGAGCCUUAAGCCUUCGUCCAUCUUGAAUAUAUACAUCUUGGUGUCUUUGGUGCUGGACGGAGCAAUCCUCCGCACCGUAUGGCUGUCGCACUUAAGCGUCGCCAUCGGCGCCGUCUUCUCCGCGUCCUUCGCGCUGAAGGCGGCUGUCAUGAUCCUCGAGGCCCAGGGCAAGACCCGGCACUUCGCCGGCGCCGGUCGGCCGUGCAGCCCCGAGGAAACCAGCGGUGUCUACAGCCGCGGUCUCUUCUGGUGGCUUACGCCCCUGCUGCUGACGGGCUUCCGUCGUCUCCUGAAGCCGUUGGACUUGUUCGUCCUGGACGAGUCCAUGUCGGUUGCCGUGUUGAACGAGAGGUUCUGGCUCUACUGGAACAGGUCGUCGUCCCCGGCGGCCAACCAGUCUGACGGAUCGCCUCCUUCACAUCGUCACCGGCUCAUCGGGGUCUGCGUCAGCACGCUGAAGUGGCAGUUGCUGGCAGUCGUCCUGCCGAGGGUCUUUCUGCUGGGCUUCACCAUCUGCCAGCCCUUGAUCCUGAACCGUUUCCUCGAGUUCCUGCAGAAUCCCUCCGAGGACGUCAAUUAUGGCUACGGUCUCAUCGGCGCAUACGGUCUCGUCUACCUUGGAAUUUCCAUCUCGUCGAGUUUCUACUGGCACAAGGCCUUUCGGUCCCUGUCUAUGCUCAGGGGUAUCUUGGUGGCUGCCAUUUACUCCAAGACGACAGAGCUGCGAGUUGCACCCGGAGAUGACUCCGCGGCGGUCGAAGCCAUCAUCCGCGCAUGGCGCGAGGUUCACGAGUUCUGGGCCAACAUCAUCCAAAUCGCACUUGCAACAUGGCUUCUCAGCACACACAUUGGCUACGCAGCUUGUGGCCCGAUCAUAGUCUCCGUCGUCGCUUUGCUUGCCACCAUCUUCAUUGCUCCCGCCGCCCAAAAGUACCAGCUGGUCUGGGUCGAGAAAGUCCAAAAGCGCAUCGGCAUCACCUCGGCCAUGAUUGGUCACAUCAAAAGCAUCAAGAUGUCGGGUCUGACGCAGAAGCUCUCUCGAACCUUGGCGGACCUUCGGCUUGCAGAGAUGAAGGCUGCGACCCCCUUCCGCGUCAUUGGCGCCGUCACUUCAGCCAUCGCGCAGGUGCCCCUGAUGCUCUCGCCGGUGGUCGCAUUUGCCAUGUACACUACAAUCGCCUCCGAGACCGGGCAAGCUCUUGAUGCCACCACAUUAUUUGCUGCUUUAUCCCUGGUCAUCCUGCUCGCGAGCCCCCUUUUCUGGAUGUUCGAGGUCGUCCUCGACAUGAGUGCGGCUCUUGCAUGCUUCCAUCGUAUCGAAAAAUAUCUGUCCGCGCCGCCUCGCAUCGAGUAUCGGUCUUUUACUUCAAACUUACAGUCUAGCGCACAAUCCAUGGAAACGGAUGAAUCUUCUCAAGAUGCCCAACUUCAAAAUUUGAAGCAUUCAGAACUCGUCUUAGGAAAGAAGCCAAGAGGAGCGGCGACUGUUAUCAUGAACACUGUGUCACUCAGCUGGAAACCAGAUUCCGGCCCUAUUCUGGAGAGUCUGGACUUUGAGGUUCAAGACGGUCAGCUAGUGAUGCUCGUGGGGCCAGUUGCAUCCGGGAAAAGCACCCUCCUGCAGGGUCUCCUCGGCGAGUUACCUCACGUUACUGGAACGAUUGAGCUUUCUAGUCACCGUGUUUCCUGGUGCGGGCAGAGCCCCUGGCUCACCAAUGAGACUAUUCGAAAGAACAUCAUUUGUUUCUCCGAAUUCGACGCACAUCUCUAUCGGCAGGUUCUGACGGCCUGCGACCUUGAAAAGGACCUCGCCCAACUCCCGGAAGGGGACCAGACAGUCAUCGGUAGUAAGGGCCUCGCGUUGAGCGGCGGCCAAAAGCAGCGCGUUGCUCUUGCUAGAGCUGUCUACUCGCGGCCACGGAUCGCCUUGUUUGACGACAUCUUUAGCGGAUUGGACAAUAAAACUGCUGAUGCUGUGUUUCAGCGCGUGUUCAGUGCCGAACGAGGCAUCCUCAGAGCUUGGGGAACAUCAAUUGUCCUAGCCAUCCAGUCAGUGAGCUUUCUGUCGAGGGCCGACAUGAUCAUCACCCUUCAAGGUGGCAAAAUUGCCGAAAUGGGAAGCUUCGACGACUGUCAAAAUACAGAAGGCUAUGUCAGCAGUCUCAUCGCAUCCGAAUCCCACGACAAUGGCAAAGACGGAGAAGACAUCGUUCGUAGAGAGACAACCGCCGAUGAAACUACUUGUCUAGUUCCGGCCAAGAAGAAGACCAAGGCCGUGCCGGAGGGAGAGGAUGAGCGGCGGCAGCUGGGCGACUGGAGCGUAUAUGGCUACUACUUCGGCACCAUCGGUGCCCUCCUCGUCGUCGUCAUGCUCUUCCUACAGAUGACCUGGGCGUUCUUUUCGACAUUCCCGACUGUCUGGCUGAACUUCUGGACGGACGCCAACGCCGAGGCUCCAGGUCAACGCGAUGCCUACUACCUCGGCGUCUACGCCGCUUUCCAGAUCGGAGGUGUCUUAAGCUUUGGCGUUCUCAUUUGGUUUGUGCUUGUUCCGAUCGCAGCAAGGUCGGGAAUCAACCUGCAUCAAAAUCUUCUAAAAGCUGUCAUGCAUGCUCCGCUGUCCCUCUUCACGAGCACAGACAUCGGGUCCCUUACAACUCGCUUUUCUCAAGACAUAGGCCUCAUCGACCGGAGCUUGCCCUUGGCAUUGGUGGUAUCCCUUGCAAGCUUCUUCACCUGCAUCGGGAAGGCUUUCCUGAUAGCAUCGGCGUCAUGGUACAUUGCCAUCAGCUUCCCCGUCCUGAUCCUCGUCUUCUACUAUAUCCAGCGCGCCUAUCUCCGCACGUCCCGCCAACUCCGUCUCCUGGACCUUGAAGAGAAAGCCCCGGUCUACACGCACUUCCUCGAAACCCUCUCGGGCCUUCCGACCCUGCGUGUCCACUCCCUUACCAGCCCCUCCAUAGCCCACUCCCACACCCUCAUCGACCGUUCCCAACGGCCCUUCUACAACCUUCUGCUUACCCAGCAAUGGCUGACUCUCGUCCUCGAUCUCACGACUACCGCCCUCGCCAUCCUGGUCGUCGGUCUCGCCGUCCGCCUGCGCGCCACGGUGUCCGUCGGCCUCACGGGCGUCUCCCUCGUUCAGCUCAUCUCCUUCACCGAGACUCUCAAGCUGCUGAUCCAGUUCUGGACCUCUCUCGAAACCUCCAUCGGUGCCGUGGCGCGCAUCAAGAACUUCUCCGAGAAGACCACGGACGAGGUCGAGGACGAUGCCCUGAGGAGGUCGGCGCUGAUGACGACAACCCCCGAGGGAUGUGGCCCGGUGGCGGAGACGGACGUGAACGGCUGGCCUGGCAGUGGUGCCAUAGAACUCCGUGACGUUUCCGCCUCAUAUGACGUGGCGGGCCAGAGCGACGGCGAACAAUCCGCCGCGACGAAGGCCUUGGACGGGGUCUCUCUCUCCAUUCGCCCCGGCGAGAAGAUCGGCAUCGUGGGCCGCACGGGAAGCGGCAAGUCCUCCCUCCUCCUUGCCCUCCUCCGUCUCUUGCCGCUGUCCUCCGGCACCAUCUCGAUCGACGGGGUGCCUCUGCACUCCCUCCCGCUGCUGCCCCUGCGGUCGGCCCUCAUCGCCAUCACCCAGGACCAGUUCGUACUCCCCGGCACGGUGCGCCAGAACCUUGACCCCGUCGGCGUCGUCGUCGUCGGCGGAGACGACGCCGUCAUGGAGUCGACCCUCGCGCACCUCGGGCUCUGGGAGACGAUCCGCGAGAAUGGCGGCCUGGACGCCGAGUUCUCCGAAGAGGCACUGAGCCAUGGACAGAGACAACUCUUCUUCCUUGCUAGGGCCAUCCUGAGAAAGGACGUCGGGCGUGUGGUCCUCCUGGACGAGGCGACGAGCAGUGUUGACACCCACACCGAGAAGACAGUCAAGGACCUCAUCCGCGGGGAGUUCAAGCAUCACACCGUCCUCGCCAUCGCCCAUCGCCUGGACACGGUCGCCGACUUUGACCGCGUCGUGGUGCUGGACAAGGGCCGCGUUGUCGAGGUCGGGAGUCCCCGGGACCUCUUGCGACAGGCCGGUGGAAGGUUCAGGGAGCUCUGGGACGCGAGCAAGCAGGGCGGGAGACGCGACGCUUAG